Malaya genurostris is the source of this 6121-nucleotide messenger RNA. RefSeq names its product spatacsin. The record is from RefSeq and is a predicted model, not a curated record. Lineage: Eukaryota; Metazoa; Arthropoda; Insecta; Diptera; Culicidae. Gene Ontology annotation, cellular component: dendrite; cytoplasm; synapse. Bases 257 to 5947 code for a protein of 1896 amino acids. Gene Ontology annotation, biological process: axon extension; synaptic vesicle transport; axo-dendritic transport. The transcript has 6 exons.
UCCUUAAUUCUGCCAAUGGUUUUCCGUGAAACCUGAUACUAAAAAUCAACGCGAAUUACAUGAAAAAAAACUAGUUUUUCUCACCGGUGCCGCUAUAUUUUGAAUGUAGACAAAUUGCGUACGUUUAUUCUAAUAUGUGUUGAGUAGACUAUAUAAGCUGGGCCUUAGAGAAGUGUUCGUUGUUUUCUUGACCUAUAUGUUUACACAAGCAGUCGGGCGUGUAAUAAAGCGGUGAUAUCAUCAGCGGAUUCCAGGUAUGCCGCCAGAGAAAGACAUCAUUACCAAAGGCUGGGAGAAGUUGGACGACGAAGUUAUUAUUAAGGAUGUAGCCACUAAAGGCAAACACGUCCAGCUCUGCAUUACCUAUCUGGCCGAAAAGAAUGAGUUGACACAUACCGAAGCAAGGAAUUAUUUUCUUCAGAAGGUUAACGCGUACGUUCAUCGGUUGCUGACAAACCGACAGCUCUACAAGGCGGAACAUAUUCUAGCCAACAUCAAUUGGGUGUCGAAAUAUGUGUUCUAUCAAAUCGCGGCGGAAACGAGUGACUACGACCUGAGGGCCUAUAUUCGGGAGCAUUUGGCCAAAACUAUCGAAAACUAUAGUGGCGAAUCCGGCGAAGAAAGACUGAUCGAGGCCAACUGGAGGGUGUACUGCCUGCUCAAGGGCAACGUGCGCCAGUUGGCUGAGUUACUUCGUGAGCUCGACAGUGGCUACAGUGUGCUGGAAAUCGAAACCAUGUCAUUCAAUACGUUCUAUGCCAAGGAGGAAGCGUACCGAAAUGCGGUCGCACUGGAUUUGUUUUUCAAGAAUCAAGAAACGGAGAUCUCCCCUCUACUGGACAAGUAUACCGUGUGGAGCUAUCUGUUGAAGAACAACAUCGAUAACUUGAUCAAAAUAUGGAUACAAAUCAACGCAUGUCAGCGAUCGCUGCCGGAGCUGACUCAGAACCCGACGAGCUACUCAGCUGAUAUGGCCAAAAUCAAAAUUGAUAUUUACGACGAUCCACGGUUCAACGAACGCUUGCGGCAGCUGUUCGGACGGUGGGAGAUCAACGAUUUCAUGGUGUCCCAGCUCUCUAACCAGAAAAGUAUGUGCCGGAAUGAAGUUCUGUUGAAUGCACUGGCCAGCUACGGGAAAUUCGUAGACCAUGAACGAACGGAUCCACUGCAGAUACUGAGUCGACUAUUCACCACGCAAACGUUGGAGGUGAACAGGGCGUGGCUUGAGGGAAACGAUUUCCGAGAGGCAUUGACCGGGCAUCUCGCCGAGGGAAAGUUGUUUCAGCUGAUGGACCUGACAGUGGUCAGCAAGGAUUAUUUGAGAACUUUAGCGAAUAAUGCAAACUGUGAUAGUAGAAGGGAGCUGGAAAUGUUUUUACUGCUGAACGAUCUUAAAAAUGAUAGUAUUAAUAAGGAAAAACUACUGGAGAUUUCGAAAAAGUGUUCAAAGUAUUUGACCAAUGGUCAGGAAAAUUUUUACGAUGAAAACCCGAUUGUAUACCUAUUUGAACAUUUCCUUGAUUCCAGCAAUACAAAUUUUCCCGAGGAUAUUGAAAGGUUCCGAAAAUUGCCUCAUUUGUAUAACUUUCUCAUAAGACUGAAAACUAAUCCAACUUCAUCAGUUUCCGUUCAAAGUUUGCUGGAACUACACGACCUUCCUAGUUUAGAAACUAUCAGAGAAAAUCUAUUUGAAAAUCGUGAUGAUGACAACGAAGAUGAAGAAGCGAUAACUCAACAAAUGCUAAAAAAGCACGGAAUCAUCCCUUAUUUUGCACAUCCAGUGUUAUGUGAAAAAUAUGCAUCUACAGUGAAGCUCAACUAUUUGCACUAUAUAAAACAGUACCGCUCUAGUUAUGCAUUAUAUCUGUUCUACUUGGAGCAACUACGAUGCUAUUCCCGAAUAACACCAUCUCAAAUUAACACCGCUGCAAAAUCAGUUGCAGAAAUUGCCAUAACGAAUUUUCAUGAUACCAAUUUAGUCACUCACUGUGUAGCCUUCAUUGAAACUGUUGGCGUCGACAGCACGCGAACACGUGCCUACGUACGUUGUUUGAACAUGAUCAAAACUGCAAGCAGCCCGUCUAAGAUCACAACUCGAGAACUGUUGCAGAAGUGUGAGGAUGUGGUGGUGCACAAAGCGUGGAGUGAUCCCGAGCUUCUACCUGAUCUGGAAGCGAUGACCAUCCUAUGUCGAACUAACCAACUGAAGUUCCCCGAACGGUAUCUGCGGCAAUUGCUUGAUGACAACAAUUGGUUCCGGUUUUUGCUGUUAGCUGAAUACUUGGACUACCCUCAGGAGCAGAUACUGGAACUUUGCAUGACUGGUUUCCGCAACCAGAUCCUGGGUAGCAACAUAAUGAGAGCAAUCAAGUACUACGCGAAACCGGUGCAACGCCGAGCAUCAUCGCCAUCAUCGCAACGGAGACGUAACAGUGCAACACCCAAACGUCGACGGAAGGCUAGCAACAACACCGUCGAGAGUCAAUCAAGCGUCUCGAGCGAAAACGACAACAGAAACUGUUCGCAGCCGGUGAUCUCGGAAUCGACAAUCGGUGCAGCGUACGAUGGAACGCGUUUUCUGUGCGAACGCUACGAUCAAGACUUGUUUGCCACAAUCUUGUUGUGUUCGAAUGAGACAAAAAAUUGCAGUCGAAUUGAGAGUACGGAGAACUGCCCGCUGCCCGAUUUCGAUAGUUUCCGACAGCUGAUUCUGGGAAGUAGCAUGGAACAACAAAGUUCCAAUCAUGCGUCUACUUUCGCUAACCUCUUGGAUCGGGCGAUACGACGCAAGUGGCCUCUGUUGGCUGUGCUGGCUGGAAUGGUUUCCGAAUCGAACCGAAAGUAUUGCUGGCUCACAUGGCUUAUGAUAUCCGUGGAGUUUCCGUACACCGCGAACAUAGAAAAUCUACAGGAAACGUACUUUUUAGAAGAUAUCCUGGAGUAUUGCAUCCGAAUGGGAUUGGUACAAAUUCUUCACGAUAGCAUUGCUUUGUUCUAUCCGGAAUCAAACCUCUUCAACAUAGUGAAAUACUUUGUCGAGACAACGGCGACCAACUUCUCCCAAAGUACCACCGACUUUCUACGCAUGUUUCUUCAAAAUGCAGAUGAUUGUGAGCUACUAGGAUUCGGCAAACACGAUCUAAUCACUGGUUCCGUGAAGCUUCUUACAAUCCAUCUGGAUUGUAACUUCGAUUCGAUCUACUAUCAAAUUCAGUUGCUAGAAUCUUUAGUCGCUUCAGAUAUCGGUUGUUUCACGCAGCAUAUCGACUUUGCCUUUCUCCUGAAGAUUAGUAACAUUAUACGAGACACUAGCAUACGAGUUAACUUCAUCGACUACUUCGAGCAAACGGAUAAGUUGACCCAGGAGCUUCAGAAACUCUGCGAACGGUUGGUCACCGAAAAUUAUCAUAAGCAAGCGAUCGAAUUGGCCGAUCUUCUAGACUUUACUAAAGAAUCGAUCAUAUUCGAAUACUGGACUAGUGCCUUCGAAGCCAGUGGUAUUUGUUCAUUUGAUCAAUACCGACACGAUAUGGAGAAGUAUAACUUUGAACCAGAGUUGCUCCUGAAUUUCUACAUAAAUAUCGCCAGCGAACUCGAAUAUAGCGAUUCCAGAAAAUACACUGUUCUGAAAAAGGCCCUUGAAUUGAUACAGGAACGAGAUCUUUACCCAAGCGAAGUAUUCGAUCGUGAUCGCUUGGAAUAUGAGUUGGUCCAAGCUUAUGUACAAUGUUCUGAAGAUCCGGUCAACUUGGAACUGUACCACUCGGAUUUCUUCACCAACGUAUACGAGAAGGAUCGGUGUGUUUUGCAUCACACCUUCCUGGAGCUGAAAGAAGUUGCCUGUAUCGACGAUCUGACCGUGUCCAAUUUACGGCUCAACGAACCAGAGCAAAUCAUACGCUUGGAUGCUCUAAUCAAUCGGUUGCUGGAAAAAGGAGACAUCGUCCAAGCCCUCCGUUAUCAAGCAAUUUUUGAGCAGCGCCCGGUUGAUUUGCACUUCACCGUCUUCUGUAUGGCACUGGCGGAAUCACUGGUUAGUUUAUACAAUCUGUCCAAGGAGGAAAGGUUACUGCUAAACGAGGACUAUAAACGAGCUGCUAAUCGUUUCCAGCGAAGGACCCUACGUUCCACCAGGAUCAGCCAGAGUUCGAUGAACAACUCCCUAUGUUCACCGCUGAAGCCAACCCACAACGAUUCGUCCGAUACGAGCGCGUGCGCUUCGGAGUUCGAGGAAGUCCCACCCAGGGAGAAACAAAAUAUUUUUGAGGCGAUCAAUACUCUCGGUGCCAAAAUCAAGUACGGUCAAGAGCUGGCCCAGCGCAUAGUGCUGACUUAUCGGGUUGCCAUGUAUCUCGACAAAGAAUACACCGAGAUUUUGAAGAUUCGUGAUCCGAUCGGGCUCCUCAGCGAGGUGAUCCAGGAGGAAUGCAUUCAAAAGUUGGAAGUAGUUAGCGAUAUUAUGACAGCUCACCGGUUGGACACUGCCACGGUUUCGGAUUUUCUGGCAAAUGAAAUCGUAACGGCAGUGAUCCGAACAAAGUACUAUCUACUCCAGCAUGCUUCGCCGGUGAGUAACGCAAAGCCAGUUGAAGAAUUGCUCUGGGGCUACAACAUAGACCGGGAGUUUCAUCUGUUCCUCGAGCUCACACCGAAUACAACGAUGCUCGGAACGUUACUGCUACGUUAUUGUGAUGCAAUCAAACAUUACAAACGACUUGAAAAAUCUCCUGAGCAUGGCUCUCUUUCGAAUUCAACUACGGACGAAACCGAUCAAGAACUGCUAGAACAAUUGAAAACUAUUUUCAAUGGUCAGAUUUUAUCGUUGAAAAAACAGAACACCAUUAUUGUUGCACUGUUGAUCAAAGCUCACGAUUGCUUCGUACAUGAAUGUUCGGUCGAGGGAAUCGUAGAGGUUUUACAACGCUGCAAAGCACUGAAUUCCAUUUUGACGGGAGCAAAAUCUUGGAAUCUCAUAGUGAAACUGCUUGUUGGUAUCGGUCGGUACCGAGAAAUGUACUACUGCUUCGAGACACUAAUCAAACAUGAUCAGUUCGAGUCACUUCUCGGACAAUUCGAAGAGAAACAUACGAAUGGUCUCAAGGCUGCUAUCAUCUCGUAUCUGCACGGGCACUGUCCGGAUCGAAAGGAGUACUUCCGACUGGCUGCAUUACACUUUCUAAUGUAUAAGGAGACUGCUGAAAUGUAUGAAACUGAGGCCAAAUCUACAAUCGCUAAAGUCCUAUCGACGCACGAGCAAACGUCAAACUCUUCUUUAGCGAGCGGAGGUUUGAAAGUGACCAUUCCCAGGUUGGAAUGUACGGCGCUAGUACUUUCCGAGUUAAAUUGUGCUAUGGAAGCGUAUAUGCAUGCGGCAGAAAAUUAUCUUCUGGACAAUAAAAUGAGCUCUGCUCAAAGAACUGCGAGCUACGCGGAACUCGUCGCUCUUCAGAUUUCAUUGAUCAAUCAGGAAUUGAGCGGAAAGGCCACAUACAACGACAAUACCUGCAUAUCGAUUCUUAAUAUCAAGAAUGAUGAAAAAGGAUUGAAUCUGACUUAUUACAUCAAUCAUAUUCUAAGUAUUCCACAGGCACUGAUAAUCGGUCGAAAUUACGAUUGUGAAAUCAACUGGACUACUGCACUCUAUCAACACUUUAUCAUCAACGGAGAAGCCCAGUACUUGGAAGAUUAUCUCGAUCGUAUGCCACUGACCGAUGUGAUGAUCGAACAUCUGGUCAAAACCUUCCAGCUGGAACCGUGCGUUACACUGGAGAUGGAACGGGCGGUUGCCGCACUGGUCGAGCUUGUGGAAUCGGUAACCCUCAAGUAUCGGCUGGCAUCACUGUUGGGCCUGAAGCGAACCCUACACGAACUGAUCAACGAAAAUAGUUUAUACUACCUAAAAGAUUGUGAUUAUGGACGGAACGAACAUAUUGCUAGCGGUAGCUGAGAGGAUUUGAAUAGUGUUCCAUACGAUCGUUUAUGAUUAGUAUUGAAUGGUUUAGCAAGUAAUUCAAAUGGAUCAAUUUUAAAUAAUUAUUCGUUAUAAUUAAUCCAUUUGCGGAUCAUUAUUUGUAUAUAUGUAAUUGUAAUAAGCGUCGUUCGCAAUAUAUCGGUUGUUACA